Fusarium verticillioides 7600 is the source of this 875-nucleotide messenger RNA. Its product is annotated as NADH dehydrogenase (ubiquinone) Fe-S protein 6. The transcript has 3 exons. The record is from RefSeq and is a predicted model, not a curated record. Gene Ontology annotation, biological process: mitochondrial electron transport, NADH to ubiquinone. NCBI's taxonomy places the organism in Eukaryota, Fungi, Ascomycota, Sordariomycetes, Hypocreales, Nectriaceae. Bases 138 to 632 code for a protein of 164 amino acids.
UUUCGGUCGCGGAUAAACCAGGGAUCCGGAGCUGCAAUCAUCAGACAGCCAAGUUCAAUACCUCACAUCCACGAAAAGAUCCUCCAGCGCCGACACUGACGACUCGAUUCGCACACAGGGAUAUUGACGAAUUUACAAUGGCAACAUCUCAAUUGAGAGUAAUUGGCGUCUUUGCGCGUGGUGCGCGCCUCUGCCAGCGCGCCUUCACCACCUCCGCUCGGCAAUUCGAGGCUGCUGUCUCUACCAAAACUAAUGAGACUGCCCCCGCCCCGGUCAACGAGAACAAGCCUGUUGAGAUCAAUCAAGCUCCCAACCGCGUCGGUGUCUGGUCCCGUAGCCAGAGACCGCGUUCUCAGGCCAUGACCGGCCCCCGAUUCGAGCAGACCGACUUCGAUCUCCAGCCUCAACCCAAAGCCGCCAUUGAGAUGAUUCACAAGCAACCCGUUACAUGGACGCACGACCGCAUUGUUGCCUGCAAUGGCGGUGGUGGCCCUGAGGGUCAUCCUAGAGUCUUCAUCAACACCGACAAGCCCGAGAUUGCUGUUUGUGGCUACUGCGGCCUGCCUUUUGCCCACGAACACCACCGAACCCAUCUCGAAUCCCUCCCAGAGACUUCUUACCCUCUAUCAUAAUCAGCAUCGAACGAUAGGACCGGAAAGGGAUGGUUGCUAUCUAGAUCACUACCUAGACAUGUGCUAGAGGCAAAAAUAGUCCGUGUACUGUGAUGUUUCUGAAUGGAGAACUCAAACUUCUGUAUAUACUCCGCGAAUAAAAUGAAAGAACAAACCGACAGCUUUCCUAGUGAGGCCUUAAUGUCCAUAUGCCCUCAUGACACGUUAAAAUCACCAUCGAUUCAGCAUGUUCUUUAAGAACCA